AGAGGAACCCUACUUUCCCAGAAGAACAGACUCCUUCACUAAUGUCCAAUCUCUAAGCAGAGGAAGGACAAAGCUUGGCGUUUUGCUCAGGUGUUUUGGGGGUGGUGGUGGGGGUUAGACAGGCAUCAGUAUCAGUUAGUAGGUCGGGAAACCCAGCCUUGCCAAACAUGCCCUCACAGCCCCUCCGAGAGGCACUGGCAGGGCACUGGGGACAAGAUCCAUGGUUAAGUCAGGGAGCAUCUUCCCCGCUGAAGGUCCCUGCACAGCUUCCUGCUGCAUCAUAGACAUUUGCAGAAUGCCUUAUUUUAUGAGACUCGUUUUGUUCUUGUUUUGCCUGAUGGCUCUUGUGGAGAGCAGAAAGCCCAGGAGGAAGAGAUGGACAGGGCAGCUGGAAACAUCCAAGCCAAGCCACUUGUAUAAAAAGAACCUUGAUGUGACCAAAAUCCGGACAGGAAAACCUCGGCCUCUGCUCAGAGUGGACGACCAUGACUUCACCAUGAGGCCAGCCUUUGGAGGCCCAGCCAUCCCUGUGGGUGUGGACGUGCAAGUGGAGAGCCUGGACAGCAUCUCCGAGGUGGACAUGGACUUCACCAUGACCCUGUACCUGAGGCACUACUGGAGGGACGAGAGGCUGGCCUUCCCCAGCACCAGCAACAAGAGCAUGACCUUUGACGGCAGGCUGGUGAAGAAGAUCUGGGUUCCUGAUGUCUUCUUUGUUCACUCCAAAAGGUCGUUUAUUCAUGACACCACCACUGACAACAUCAUGCUGAGAGUGUUCCCAGAUGGCCAUGUGCUAUACAGCAUGAGGAUCACCGUCACUGCCAUGUGCAACAUGGACUUCAGCCACUUUCCUCUGGACUCCCAGACCUGCUCCCUGGAGCUGGAGAGCUAUGCCUACACCGACGAGGACCUCAUGCUGUACUGGAAGAACGGGGACGCGUCCCUGAAAACGGACGAGAAGAUCUCCUUGUCCCAGUUUCUGAUUCAGAAAUUUCACACGACCUCCAGACUGGCCUUCUACAGCAGCACCGGCUGGUACAACCGUCUCUACAUCAACUUCACUUUGCAUCGUCACAUCUUCUUCUUCUUGCUCCAAACCUAUUUCCCUGCCACCCUGAUGGUCAUGCUGUCCUGGGUGUCCUUCUGGAUCGACCACAGAGCUGUGCCCGCCAGAGUUUCACUGGGCAUCAUGACGGUGCUGACCAUGUCCACCAUCAUCACGGGCGUGAACGCUUCCAUGCCCCGAGUGUCCUACAUCCGGGCCGUGGACAUCUACCUCUGGGUCAGCUUCGUGUUUGUGUUCCUGUCCGUGCUGGAGUACGCAGCUGUCAACUACCUGACCACAGCCCAGGAGCAGAAGGAAAGGAAGUUUCGAGAGAAGUUUCCAUGCAUGUGUGGAAUGCUUCACUCGAGAACCAUGAUGCUGGAUGGAAGCUACAGUGAAUCUGAGGCUAAUAGCCUGGCUGGCUACCCAAGAAGCCAUAUUCUACCAGAAGAAGAAAGGCAAGACAAAAUAGUGGUUCAUUUGGCUCUCAACAGUGGAUUGACAUCCUCCAGAAAGAAAGGCUUUCUCAAAGGCCAAGUGGGGCUCUACAUCUUCCAGAAUACCCACGCCAUCGACAAAUACUCCAGGCUCAUAUUUCCAGCCUCAUAUAUAUUUUUCAACCUUAUUUAUUGGUCAGUGUUUUCCUAGGGAUUCCAAGGCUGUUCUAGGAAAGGGCAUGGACAUUCCUUGAUGGAUAUAUGGACUCAGUGAUUACACUUCCUACACCAGCCAAGUAGCUCUUCCUGGCUUGAAGGAGCCGGGGACCUCCAGAUGCCCUCACCUCGUCUUCAUGGGUCUUUUCCUAGUUCAUGCUAUUCCACGUCACACUUUUGACCUCUCAGAAAAGACUCAAAUGCCUCCAGAUGUCCUGAGAUGCUCAGUAUGGGAAGAAAGAGAAUGAAUGACAAGCCAAGGGGGCAUUCUGGGUAAGAAACCGGAUGCAAAAAUCUGUGAAUUUACCCAGUUGGAUUAAGUGCCUACAUGGGAAGGAAAAAACCUCCCAGAACGGAGACAGGAGGUGAUCUGGCCUACACGAAACUGGCAACUGACAUGAUCUUAUAAAUGCUAGGAGAUUAUUCUUUUCCCUAUUCAUUCAAUCAUUCAUUAAACACUCAGUCCCCCACCCUGUGUCUAGAACUGUGGAAAUGAGCGAGUAGUCUUUCCCUUUCUUGAGCUUCUCUAAGCUAUGCCCACUCUACACACACAAUGUAUUUCUGCUUCUGCCUCACACAUCCGCAGACCCUUCCUGUUUCCUGGUGUCUUUACUCUAUGUAAGAAAGCAUUUCCAGGCUCUCGCGAGACUGGGAAGCCCGCUCAGUGUUUCUCCCGGAGACAUUGUUGUGCCCAAUUCGUGAGAUCCCCAAAGGACCUCCACGAGGAUCCUAUCCACAGCUCGAACUGGACUCUCACAGACACCAAGGCAUUGGCAUCCAGCUGAGAGCCCGGAGCUGAGCUCUGGACUGUGGGUGAUUUGUAGGUCCCAGUCCCUCCAACACGCCCAAAGCAGAGGAGU
This is a messenger RNA of Meriones unguiculatus (Mongolian gerbil), 2558 nucleotides long. It is a transcript of the gene Gabrr2, whose product is annotated as gamma-aminobutyric acid type A receptor subunit rho2. The record is from RefSeq and is a predicted model, not a curated record. Gene Ontology annotation, molecular function: extracellular ligand-gated monoatomic ion channel activity; GABA-A receptor activity; neurotransmitter receptor activity. The coding region runs from base 221 to 1693 and encodes 490 amino acids. Gene Ontology annotation, cellular component: neuron projection; GABA-A receptor complex; synapse. The transcript has 9 exons. Gene Ontology annotation, biological process: chemical synaptic transmission; nervous system process; regulation of membrane potential. NCBI's taxonomy places the organism in Eukaryota, Metazoa, Chordata, Mammalia, Rodentia, Muridae.